AUGAAAAUUGCACUUCUCACUUUGCUGGCCGACGCUACCGCGGGGGCGGCAGGCCUAAGAUACGUGAUGUAUUACGAUCAGUAUCACAAUUUGUCGCUUCCUGACCCGUCCCUUGUAUCGGAGGUUACCCACGCCGUUGUAGCUUUCGCCACCCCCGAAACAUUUCUUGACAGCGCGAACACAUCAACGUGGCAGCCAUUCGAGGCGGUAGACAGUGUCAAGAGAAGGUUCUCGCCGAACACCAAGGUUUGCCUGAGUAUCGGUGGCUGGGGCAGCAACGUCGGGUUUGAGAAAGGCUCGCUUCCUGCAAACCAGGCGAGCUAUGCGAGCAACGUCGCGAGUGUCAUCCAACGUCUUAAUUUUGACUGUGUUGACAUCGACUGGGAAUAUCCUGGUGGCGGCGGCGCUGAAUACAAACUUGGAAAUGCUGCGAGCUCAAGCGAGGAACAGAUCAAGAACUACCCUUCAUUCUUGGGAGCUAUUAAGGGAGCCAUCGGGGGUGGGAAGGAGUUGAGCAUCGCAGUGCCGGGGCUUGAUGCGGACAUGGGCGCGUUCACACCAGCCACCUGCCAGGCUAUCUUGCCAUUCGUUGACUUCGUCAACGUCAUGUCGUACGACUUAAUGAACCGCCGCUCAACAUUGACUCAGCAUCACGCUUCCGUGACUGGAAGCAAACAGAGCAUGAAUGCGUACAUCAAGAACGGAAUACCAGCUGCGAAAUUGAACCUAGGCUUCCCCUUCUACGCGAAAUGGUUCACGCUCCAGGCCGGGGCUAAUUGCCAGAACCCCGUGGGAUGUGCCGUCGGGGCUUUCGAGAACGCGGACGGAUCGGACAAUGGAAUGUCUGGAGUCUUCACCUUUGAAAACUUCAAUCUCGGGAAGCCACCGGGUGACGCGCAAGUUUCAGUGAAUGGACGGUGCGGCGUCGUCGACGGCAAGCAUUUCAAAUGUCCUUAUGGAGCUUGCUGCAGCUCUUCGAUGUACUGGUAA
This is a messenger RNA of Diaporthe citri, 990 nucleotides long. RefSeq lists its product as uncharacterized. Gene Ontology annotation, cellular component: extracellular region. Bases 1 to 990 code for a protein of 329 amino acids. The record is from RefSeq and is a predicted model, not a curated record. NCBI's taxonomy places the organism in Eukaryota, Fungi, Ascomycota, Sordariomycetes, Diaporthales, Diaporthaceae. Gene Ontology annotation, molecular function: chitin binding; chitinase activity. Gene Ontology annotation, biological process: carbohydrate metabolic process; chitin catabolic process. The transcript has 4 exons.